AUGCGUCCAACCACUCAGGUUGCCUUGCUGGCUACUCUUAGCUUGGCCGCACCACUAGCCGAGAGGGCCGAUGAAGUCUGGCACGUGACAAGAUUCGCCGCCUAUAUGGCAGCCCAUUCCAUUACUCAGAUUAUCACCUUUUCCGUGGAGCUACCGGGAAGUGAAGGGCCAGUUGAGUGUAGUACGGGAGGGAGUGCCGCACUUAGCAGCACACCUUUUCUACUUCCUGUCAACGGCACCUGUGUCGAGGGCUCAGGACUCAGCUUUAACUUUACUCAGGUCGAAGACUUUGCAAUCAAGCUUCAAGUAAAUAAUGAAGAAGGUGUCCAGGCCACCCACACCAGUGACCCAAAUUCGGUCAAGUUUGUGAGCACAGGCUCGACCCCUCUGGACACAAUGACGGCCUAUGUUGGGCUGCAGGACUAUGAUCUGACUGUAGCUGGCGAAUACAACUAA
Molecule: messenger RNA, 456 nt
Organism: Truncatella angustata
Lineage: Eukaryota; Fungi; Ascomycota; Sordariomycetes; Amphisphaeriales; Sporocadaceae
Exons: 2
Coding region: 1-456 (151 amino acids)
Source: RefSeq, a predicted model, not a curated record